Molecule: messenger RNA, 4566 nt
Organism: Striga asiatica
Lineage: Eukaryota; Viridiplantae; Streptophyta; Magnoliopsida; Lamiales; Orobanchaceae
Source: the annotation of a GenBank genome assembly
UCUUAUCAGUAGUCAUGAAGUCCGUGUAAAUAGUCAUACCAGUCGUCGUCUCUGUUUGUAGAGAGAGAAAGUGGAUAGAGAGAGAGAGAGAGCUCCCGCACAAUCAUUGCGGCAGCAUCGCCGGCCACCGCGAACUACGCCGGAGAACAUAUCGUCGCUGCUAAAUUGCUCAGCUCACAAGUAAUGGUCGGUCGAGAGGUUGUUGUUCUUGUUGUCUUGCUAAUCGCCAUCGCUAUGCUAUUGCAAUCGCAUUUCGUUAUAAUUCUUGAUCAUUUCCUUAUUCGAGCUGUAAUUGUAUCGAUUGAGAUGAUGAUAGCGCGUAGCUGUGAGACCCGCAGCAAUCUUCUGAAAUUCAACAAAAAAAUGUCCGCCGACAACGAAGAAGUUAACACACAGAGAUUCCAAUCAUCAAUCGGGACAUCAUCUUCUUCACUCCCCAAACAGCACCAGCCGCUGCCACCAUCUUCUCCUUUCCUGAUGAACCAGCUCGACAUACCCCAACUGAACAUGCCACAGUUUCGCGGCCAAUUUCGCCACCAGACCUCCCCAAACGCCGGCCUCGACUUCACCGGAAGACGGGCCGGCAUUCCACCUUCCCACCCCCAAAUCCCCCCUGUUUCCCCUUACUCACAGAUCCCGCUGGGCCGUCCUCAGGCCGGAAUCCAGAAUUUCUCCACAAGCCCAAGCCCAAGCCCGGCCCACAAUCGGUCCCUCUCCCAGCCUUCCUUUUUCGCUCUCGACUCACUUCCCCCUCUCAGCCCAUCCCCUUACCGCGACUUGGCCCAGAAUUCCAUUCCUGACCAUGUUCUCCCCGAUGUCUCCAUGGAUGACGUGGCUCCUUCUCCAUUCACGAGGGGCGCCGCCAGCUCAUCAAGAAUCAACGAGAGCCUCCCGCCUCGAAAAGCCCACCGGAGAUCCAACAGCGAUAUCCCGUUCGGAUUCGUGGCCGUCAGCCAAUCCUCUUCGCCCAUUCUCAUGCCAGCUCAGCCUCAGCCUGUGCAACUGGUCAAGAAAGAGUCGAGUUGGGAGACUGGCAAUGCCGAGGGCUCGGGCGAGAGGAAAUCCGAAGGGGAGGUUGCUGAUGACUUGUUCUCGGCCUACAUGAAUUUGGAAAACAUCGAUGCCUUCAAUUCUUCCGGGACUGACGAGAAGCUUGGGAAUGAUAAUAACCGAGAGGAUUUGGAGAGUAGCCGGGCAAGUGGGACCAAGACGAACGGGUGUGACAGUAGUGAUAACGAGGCCACAAGCAGCAGUGUUAAUGAGAAUGGGAACAACAGCUUGCAGAGAAAGAGGAAUUUGGGUGGAGAUAUUGCCCCAACCACGCGUCACUAUAGGAGUGUGUCCAUGGAUAGUUUUAUGGGGAAGAUGAAUUUCGGGGACGAAACGCCGAAAAUGCCCCCAUCACCGGGGCCCAUGCCUGGCCAGCUGUCGCCGACUAAUUCGGUGGAUACGAACUCGAAUGCUUUUAGCCUGGAGUUUGGUAACGGUGAGUUCACGGGUGCGGAGCUGAAGAAGAUCAUGGCAAAUGAGAAGCUUGCCGAGAUAGCAUUGAGUGAUCCCAAGCGUGCAAAGAGGAUCUUAGCCAAUCGGCAAUCGGCUGCUCGUUCGAAAGAGAGAAAGAUGAGAUAUAUAGCAGAGUUGGAGCACAAGGUCCAGACCUUACAGACUGAAGCAACUACAUUAUCUGCCCAACUUACUCUGCUUCAGCGAGAUUCUGCUGGACUGACUAGCCAAAACAAUGAGCUGAAGUUUCGCUUGCAGGCCAUGGAACAACAGGCUCAACUCCGAGAUGCUCUGAAUGAAGCACUUACGGCAGAGGUACAACGCCUGAAGCUUGCAACCACCGAAUUAGCUGGGGACACCUCCAAGUUUCAGCAACUUUCAAUCAGCCCCCAAAUGUUUCAGUUACGCCAACAGCAAAUGGCUCAAAUGCAACACCAACAACAACAGCAGCAGCAAAAACAGUCACAACAAUCAAACGGCAAUGGCUCUGCAAAUAAUAAUGACUACUCUUCAUCCCGCACUUUAACCGCCAUUUACCACGCCUCCAAAACCCUACUUCUUAGGUCCCGCCUGCGAGUAGCCAAACCCAACCCAAUGGCAGACCACACAGCCCUUGAUAAUGCUUCCAAUGGUUCAUCCGCCGCCGAUUCCCCGUGUCCGGCUCCGGCGCCGCCGAGCGCGGAGGAUCUAGUGGCCAAAGCCAUAGCUCCGGUGAAAAGAGCUUUCCUCCGCCCGCCGCCCGUCAGGUCCUGCGAGGAUAGAAGCGACAACGGCAAAGCUGAUGGAAAAGCUUUCGCCGCGAACGAUGCUCCGAUUCUCAAGGAGAAAAAAUCUAAACGCCAACUGAAGCGCGAGAGGCUUCAGGAACAAAAAUCCGCACUGCAUAUAUGUCCAGCGGUAGCAAAAAGUGGGGAUGUUAGCUCAUGUCACUACAACGAGAAAUGCCGCUAUAGUCAUGAUCUGGAAGCAUUCAAAGCUCAGAAACCGGAUGAUUUAGAGGGCAUCUGCCCAUUUGCAAGUAUUGAGGGGCCGUGUCCUUAUGGUCUGGCUUGUAGAUUUGCGGGCACACAUAAGGAUGAUAAUGGUGAGGUUGCUAGCAAAGCAAAUGGUGAAGAUAACAGGAGAGGAGAAAUGAAUGGGUUGAAAAAGGAAGUUCAGAAGGUUUUAUGGAAGAACAAGAUGAAAUUCCCGAAGGCAGAUGCUGCGCUCAAGAUUCUCGGGAUUGUGGCAAGGACAAUACCUUUUACCGGGCAGGGAAAGAAUAAAAAGAUGGGGGACAAAGACAAUGAUGUUACCAAUGGCUCUGGUGAUGCUGAUGGAAAUUGUUGUAAGGACAAAUUAGAUGAUGCAGAUGCAGAUGCAGCUGAAGAACUUAGGCCUCCUAAAAAAACGAAAUGCUCGAUUGAUGAAACUGGAACUGCUCCUCUUAAUGAUGAUUCAGUUCCCGAAGAGAAGGACACGGAGCAAAGCUGCAAACGGAAUGAAUCAGAAACCAUCAAUGAAAAUAUUGUGGAAAACAAUGGUCAAUGCUUAAAGCUACACCCAAGGGAAAAGAAACUCAUCGACUUCCGAGAUAAGAUUUAUCUUGCUCCUCUCACAACUGUGGGAAAUCUACCAUAUCGCCGUGUCUGUAAGAUUCUGGGUGCUGAUGUCACAUGUGGUGAGAUGGCAAUGUGCACCAAUCUCUUGCAGGGUCAAGCUUCGGAAUGGGCGCUCCUAAGGCGCCACUCAUCAGAGGAUUUCUUUGGUGUCCAGAUCUGUGGUGCAUUUCCCGACACUGUUGCAAGAACAGUUGAACUCAUAGAGCAAAACUGCACAGUUGAUUUUAUUGAUAUCAACAUGGGGUGUCCAAUUGAUAUCGUUGUCAACAAGGGUGCUGGCUCUGCUCUCCUUACAAAACCGAUGAGGAUGAAAAGUGUUGUAGAAGCCUCUUCUAGAGCAGUGGACAUUCCAGUAACUCUCAAGGUACGAACUGGUUAUUUUGAGGGCAAAAACCGAAUUGAUUCUUUGAUUCAUGAUAUGGGAAACUGGGGAGCUAGUGCAGUAACAAUACAUGGCCGGACACGUCAACAACGGUACAGCAAACUUGCUGACUGGGAUUACAUCUAUCAGUGUGCACGCGCAGCACCUUCUAGCCUUCAGGUUCUUGGGAAUGGUGAUGUAUUUACUUAUUUGGACUGGAACAAACACAAAUCUGACUGCCCCGAGCUCUCUGCUUGUAUGGUUGCCCGAGGGGCAUUGGUCAAGCCUUGGAUAUUUACUGAAAUCAAGGAACAGAGGCAUUGGGAUAUAAGUUCUGGUGAGCGGUUGGAUAUCUUGAGAGAUUAUGUGCGUUUUGGCCUUGAGCAUUGGGGUUCCGAUUCAAAAGGUGUCGAGACCACCAGGCAUUUCUUGCUGGAAUGGCUUAGUUACACUUGCAGAUAUAUUCCAGUUGGUCUCUUAGACAUUAUCCCGCAAAAGAUAAAUUGGAGGCCACCCUCAUAUUUUGGCCGUGACGAUCUUGAAACAUUAAUGGCAUCUGACUCCGCAGCUGAUUGGAUAAGGAUAUCCGAGAUGUUGCUUGGCAAGGUGCCUUCUGGUUUCACAUUUGCUCCCAAACACAAGUCAAAUGCAUAUGACAGAGCAGAAAACGGCUAAAAUGAGGCACGUUUGAUUCUUCUGUGAAAAGAAUUAUCUAAGAAUGAGAAGAUUCUGCUUAAAGAGGGGUAAAAAGUGGGUUUUGAUACUUGGAGCCUCAUAUUUUUCAGAAUCGACAUAUUUUAAGACAUCGGUCUGUGGAGCGUGAAAUAACUAUCAGAGUUUAGUCCGAACUUGUUUCUUAUCAUAGAGUACUUAUAAAAGCUUCAUUACACCUGGUAUGUAUUUUAUUUAAUUCCUGGAUAACAUGAGGUUUUAAUUUUUAUGCUAUAAAACCAUAUAAAUGGACCCCUAUAGUCUAUAGGUGGUGGCUGUGGUCUUUCUGUUGAACUGGUUUUUUUGUUCAUAUUAGUUCAUUUGAAAAGUAGAUUUCAGUUUACUAGAAAUAAAAAAAAUAAAGAAAAAAGACAAAUUCAAAGAAAAAAU